Molecule: messenger RNA, 921 nt
Organism: Symbiodinium sp. CCMP2592
Lineage: Eukaryota; Dinophyceae; Suessiales; Symbiodiniaceae
Source: the annotation of a GenBank genome assembly
AUGAGGUGGCAUCGCGACCAGCGCAAAUCCAUCACGCUCGUGCUCCCUGCUCUGUUCCUGUCUCGGGUUCAUUUCUUCGCAGAUGUUCUGGAAGCGCAGGCUUUCCCGGCAGGCCCAGAGUUGGACCCUUGUUGGGACUACUGGUACGGGGUCACUUGCAACGAGCACGGCUAUGUCAUAAAGCUGGAGCUGUCGGACAACAGGGUGAGAGGGCCUCUGCCGUCUGCAUUAGGUGCACUGACAUCCUUGAUCAAGCUUGACUUGUCUUCGACAGAACCGGAGUACCACAUGCAUCCAAAUGACGAGGUGAACCGCGUGGAAGGGUCAAUGCCCUCCUUGGCCAUGUGUUUCCAGCUGGAAGAAAUUGAGGUUUCUGGCAAUCUCAUCUUGAAGCUUCCAGAUGACUUGUAUCUAAACGCGGAUACACUACGGUCAUUGAGUGCCAGCCGCAACCAGUUGAGGAAUAUGCCCAACUACCUCCGGCGCUUUCAAGUGCUUCACACACUCGAACUGGACAACAACAUGAUCGAGGAUGAGUUUCCUGCAGAUUUUGGCCAACUUCCAAACAUCCGGUAUGUCCAUCUGCAGUACAACCGCUUGAAGGGACGUCUGACGCAGGACAUCGUUCCAAUGACCAAGAUCCAGGUGUUCGAUAUCUCCCACAAUCCCGAGCUGGCCGGCGUGAUACCGGAGCAGGUCAUCGUCGAUUGGGCUGAAAUGAGUUAUCUGUCGAUCCUCAACACGUCCAUCUCGGGCUACAUCUCCAGUCUCUGCUUGGAUGUGCCGUUUUGCUGGAAGUUUAUGUACGACACUCACAAGGACCUGACAUGGGCCACAGUUUCGGAUGUGCCCGACAUUGUCGGCAUGACUGUCGACCUGGCUCAGACUAACUUCUUUGAUGAGACAUUCGCAAACCGUUGA